Messenger RNA from Camelina sativa (false flax), 450 nucleotides. NCBI's taxonomy places the organism in Eukaryota, Viridiplantae, Streptophyta, Magnoliopsida, Brassicales, Brassicaceae. The record is from RefSeq and is a predicted model, not a curated record.
AUGCACCCUCUCUUUAUCGACCCUUAUGCCGCUUGCUUCCUACCUCCUUAUACAAAGAAGGAAUUGGACAUCGAUGAACAACAACAUUACUGUCUUGCAACAAAGUUUAUCGAUGACAAGUUGUUAGAAAUAGCUAAACGCAUUGAUGGGCUAAAGCAAGUUGUCUUGUUCACAGAUGGCAUGGAUACUCGACCUUAUAGGCUUAAUUGGCCAACCUCGACUAUGAUCUUUGAUGUAUCACCAGAAAAGGUUUUUGAAAUUGCAUAUGAUAAGCUUCAAGGUGUGGGAGCUAGGAUCCCUAAAAGUUGCUUAUUCUUUCAUAUACCCGUGGAAUCAGGGGACAUAGAGCAACACUUACGCUCAAAAGGGUUUAGUGGGAAUCGCCCGAGUAUAUGGGCAAUGCAGGUGAUGUCUGUUAUUCGUCAAAUCUCCCUUUUUCUAUGCAAUUGA